This is a messenger RNA of Ahaetulla prasina, 19322 nucleotides long. RefSeq names its product FAT atypical cadherin 3 (gene FAT3). Gene Ontology annotation, molecular function: calcium ion binding. Bases 218 to 13984 code for a protein of 4588 amino acids. The record is from RefSeq and is a predicted model, not a curated record. Gene Ontology annotation, cellular component: plasma membrane. Gene Ontology annotation, biological process: homophilic cell-cell adhesion. The transcript is spliced from 28 exons. Lineage: Eukaryota; Metazoa; Chordata; Lepidosauria; Squamata; Colubridae.
CGAUUGCAAGAGCAACGGCAGCCGCCGCCGCAGCAACACCGGCGGCGGAGGAAGAAGCGCUGGGCUGCCGGCUUUCUUCUUCUGCUUCAGCUUCUUCUUCUUCUUUCCUGGCUGGCACCUUUUUCGGUCAAUGGAUACCUUACGCAAGGAAGCGGCUGGCAAGCUCCGGAGCUGAUCCCAUCACCGGCUUGGAAGGAAGGGAUGAAAGAAUGAUGUGAUGGAGAAGAAUAUGGGCCACUGGUCAUAUCCUUUGGCCCCCGCUUCUGGCCUCGUCUUCCUGCUUGUUCAGCUUUUGGGUAACAUCUGCCAUGGCCUUCAAGGGAGUUUACCACUGGGCUUCCACUUCACACAUUCUAUUUACAACACCACAGUGUACGAAAACUCAGCGGCACGGACUUACUUGAACAGCCAGAGCAGAAUGGGCAUCGCGAUGGCUGACUUCUCUUGGGACAUCAAGUACAGGAUUGUGUCUGGUGAUGAUGAAGGUUUCUUCAAAGCAGAGGAAGUGGCAAUAGCUGAUUUUUGUUUCCUUAGGAUAAGAACUAAAGGGGGGAAUUCCGCCAUACUGAAUCGAGAAAUCCAGGACAAUUAUUUAUUGGUAAUAAAAGGUUCCGUCCGGGGAGAAGACUUGGAAGCUUGGACGAAAGUGAACAUACAGGUUUUGGACAUGAAUGAUUUACGACCUUUAUUUUCACCCACCACCUAUUCUGUAACGAUACCUGAAAGCACACCUUUGAGGACUAGUAUCGCGCAGGUCACCGCAACGGACGCCGAUAUUGGUUCGAAUGGCGAAUUCUAUUACUACUUUAAAAAUAAAGUGGAUCUGUUCUCAGUCCAUCCCACCAGCGGAGUUAUCUCCUUAAGCGGCAGGCUAAACUACGACGAGAAGAACCGCUAUGACCUUGAAGUUCUGGCUGUGGACCGAGGGAUGAAGCUGUAUGGUAACAACGGAGUAAGCAGCACUGCCAAACUUUAUAUUCAUAUUGAACGUAUAAAUGAGCACGCCCCAACUAUUAAUGUAGUGACCCACGUCCCCUUCCCUUUGGAUAAGGACUCUAUGUAUGCUGUAGUUAACGUUGAUGAUCUAGAUGAAGGUGCCAACGGUGAAAUUGAAUCCCUUUCUAUUGUUGCUGGAGAUCCCUUGGAGUACUUUCAGUUGGUCAAGGAGGGCAGAUGGUUGAAUGAGUACAAAAUCAAAGAAAAAAAGUCCCUUGAUUGGGAUGCUUACCCUUAUGGUUACAAUCUCACUUUACAAGCCAAAGACAAGGGGUCUCCUCAGAAGUUCUCAGCUAUGAAACUGGUCCAUAUUGCCAGCCCUAAGAAAAAGAACAAUCCGGUCAAAUUUGAAAAGGAAAGUUACGAUGUAGCGAUCAGCGAAUUCUCUCCUCCUGGAGUCGUUGUUGCCAUUGUUAAAUUAACCCCAGAAACCCAGGGAGAAGAAUACAAAUUAACCCUCAGCGAAGAUGCACAAUAUUUUAAGAUAAAUCCCAAAACAGGGCUGCUUACCACAGCACUUCCUUUAAAAAUUGUUGACAAGGAAUUGUACGACUUGGAAGUCACAAAUAAAGAAGGGGACUUAAAAGCACCUGUGGCUGUGAGGAUCGAAGAUGCCAAUGAUCACAUUCCAGAGUUCACUCAGCCUUCGUACAGCUCCUAUAUCAACGAAAGCGUCUCCGUGGGGACUAAUAUUCUAUCGAUUUCGGCCUUCGACAAAGAUCGUGGGGAAAAUGGCUACAUUACGUACAGCAUCGCUAGUUUAAAUUCGCUCCCCUUUUCCAUCAACCAGUUUACUGGGGUUAUUAGCACGUCCGAAGAACUGGAUUUUGAGUCCUCCCCAGAGAGUUACCGGUUUAUUGUGCGGGCUUCGGAUUGGGGUUCCCCUUACCGCCAUGAAAGCGAGGUAAAUGUCACCAUUGUCAUAGGCAACGUGAAUGAUAACAAGCCGCUCUUUGAGAAGGUGGCUUGUCAAGGAGUCAUCUCGUCAGAUUUUCCCGUCGGUGGGCAUAUCACAGCUGUCUCUGCUAUAGAUAUAGACGAGCUGGAGCUGGUGAAAUACAAAAUUAUUUCAGGUAACGAAUUGGGUUUUUUUUACCUGAAUCCAGACUCGGGAGUUCUACAGCUUAAAAAGUCUCUUGCUGGUGCUGGAAUCAAGGCUAGUAAUUUUGGACUUCGGAUCACGGCAACUGACGGGGAAUAUUUUGCAGACUCUAUGUUUGUCAACAUUUCAGUAGUUCAUGGAAAGGUCUCCUCCAAGACCUUCAGCUGCAGAGAGACCAGGGUCGCUCAGAGGCUGGCAGAGAAGCUGCUGAAAAAGGCCAAAGCCAAUGUCAAACUUAAUUCAGAAGAUGGCUUUCUUGAUUUUUAUUCUGUGAACAGGCAGGCCCCACAUUUUGAUAAAUCCUUUCCCUCGGACCUGUCAGUAAGAGAAGAUCUCCCUGUUGGUGCUACCAUACAUCGAAUCAAGGCUUACGAUGCUGAUUCUGGAUUUAAUGGAAAGGUCCUCUACACCAUAUCAUCCGGUAACACUGACAGCUGUUUCAACCUUGAAAUGGAGACGGGUCUGCUGAAGGUCCUUAUGGCGCUGGAUCGUGAGAAGACUGAACUGUAUCUUCUUAAUAUUACCAUUUACGACUUGGGCAACCCCCAGAAAGCCACGUGGAGAUUACUUACCAUCACCGUUGAAGAUGCCAACGAUAACAAGCCUGUAUUUUUGCAGGAAAGUUACACGGUUAAUAUUUUGGAGAGUACAAGUAUCGGUGUGGAGAUUAUCCAGGUGGAGGCCAGGGACCGAGAUCUGGGAGUAAACGGAGAAGUGGUUUACUCUAUCUUGACAGACACGCGGCAAUUUGUAAUCAAUAGCUCCACAGGGAUCAUUUAUGUGGGGGAUCAUUUGGAUAGGGAAGCCAAGGCAAAUUUUACAUUAAAGAUAGAAGCAAGAGACAGAGCAGAGAAUGGACACCAGCAGUUUUCUGUCAUUCCCUUAAAGGUGUUUUUGGAUGACGUCAACGAUUGCGCUCCGGUUUUCAUCCCACCUAGCUAUAGCGUGAAAGUCUUGGAAGAUUUACCAGUUGGUACAGUCAUCGCUUGGCUUGAAACCCAAGAUCCGGAUCUUGGUCUUGGGGGACAAGUGCGUUACUCUUUGGUGAACGAUUACAACGGGAGAUUUGAAAUAGACAAGUCCAGCGGAGCCAUCCGGCUCAGCAAAGAACUCGAUUACGAGAAGCAGCAGUUCUACAAUUUGACCGUACGAGCCAAGGAUAAGGGGCGCCCCGUUUCCUUAUCCUCGGUGUCCUUUGUAGAAAUCGAAGUGGUGGAUGUAAAUGAAAAUCUCUACACGCCUUAUUUUUCUGACUUUGUGGUGAUCGGCUCUGUGAAGGAAAACUCCCGCAUCGGCACAAGUGUUUUGCAAGUGAAUGCUAGGGAUGACGACACUGGCAGAGAUGGCGAGAUCCAGUAUUCCAUCCGUGACGGCAGUGGACUUGGACGUUUUAACAUAGAUGAAGAAACGGGAGUUAUAUACACAGGUGAUAUACUUGAUCGAGAGACGACUCAGUCCUACUGGCUAACUGUGUAUGCCGCAGACCGUGGAGUUGUUCCGCUUUAUACCACCAUUGAGGUCUACAUUGAAGUGGAAGAUGUAAAUGACAAUGCGCCCUUGACUUCCGAACCCAUUUAUUAUCCGUCUGUUUUGGAAAAUUCCCCGAAGGACGUUUCAGUCAUUCAGAUACAGGCACAAGAUCCUGAUUCCAGCACUACUGAAAAGAUGACGUACAGGAUUACAAGUGGAAACCCACAAAACUUUUUUGCCAUCAACACCAAAACCGGGCUCAUAACCACAACUUCAAGAAAGCUAGAUCGUGAACAGCAGGCAGAACAUUUUCUUGAGGUGACAGUAACGGAUGGAGGGGUCUCUCCCAAGCAGUCAACGGUAUGGCUGGUGGUCCAGGUUUUGGAUGAAAACGAUAACAAGCCUCAGUUCCCAGAGAAAGUCUAUCAGGUCAAGUUGCCCGAAAGGGACCGAAAGAAGAGAGGGGAGCCCAUAUACCGAGCCUUUGCCUUCGACAAGGACGAAGGCCCCAACGCUGAGAUUUCCUACAGCAUUGUGGAUGGAAACGAAGACGCCAAGUUCUUCAUUGACCCCAAGACUGGAAUGGUUUCUUCGCGAAAGCAGUUCACCGCGGGGAGCUAUGAUAUCUUAACUAUCAAAGCGGUUGACAAUGGCCGGCCCCAGAAGUCUUCUACCGCACGCCUCCACAUCGAAUGGAUUAAGAAGCCACCUCCGUCCCUCGUUCCUCUGACUUUUGAUGAGCCCUUCUAUAACUUCACUAUCAUGGAAAGUGACCGAGUGACCGAAAUUGUCGGCGUGGUCUCGGUGCAACCUGCUAAUAUCCCCUUGUGGUUUGACAUCAUUGGGGGGAAUUUCGAGAGCUCUUUCGAAGCGGACAAAGGUGUGGGGACGAUUGUCGUCGCAAAACCCUUGGACGCGGAGCAGAGAUCGAUGUACAACAUGACAGUGGAAGUCACCGAUGGAACCAAUGUUGCCAGCACUCAGGUAUUAAUCAAAGUUUUGGACAACAACGAUAACGGUCCAGAAUUUUCCCACCCAAACUACGAUGUGAUGAUUUCUGAGGACAUCAUGCCCGACACCGAGAUCCUUCAAGUAGAAGCCAUGGACAGAGAUGAGAAGCACAAGCUCAGCUACAUCAUCCACAGCAGCCUGGAUUCCAUCAGCAUGAGAAAAUUCAGGAUGGAUCCCAACACAGGCGUGCUGUAUACCGCCGAGCGUUUAGAUCACGAAGCUCAAGAUAAGCACAUCCUCAACAUAAUGGUUCGAGACCAGGAGUUUCCCUAUCGACGUAACCUGGUGAGGAUUAUUGUCAACGUGGAGGAUUCGAACGAUCACAGUCCUUACUUCACCAGCCCUCUGUACGAAGCCUCUGUGUUUGAAUCGGCUGCCGUCGGCUCAGCAGUUUUGCAGGUCACUGCCCUGGACAAAGAUAAAGGAGAGAACGCAGAGUUGAUGUACACCAUAGAAGCAGGGAAUACCGGAAACACGUUCAGGAUUGAACCAAUUCUAGGCAUCAUCACCGUGCUGAAAGAACCAGACCUGACUACCAUGAACCAGUUUGUUCUAUCCGUUAAAGCGGCCGAUCAGGGUUCUCCCCCAUUGUCAGCCACUGCCAUUGUUCGCAUAUCUGUGACGAUGUCAGACAACGCCCACCCCAAAUUCACGCACAAGGAGUGGCAAGCUGAAAUCAAUGAAAAUGUUGAUUUUGGGACUUCGGUUAUCCAAGUCUCGGCAAUCAGUCAGUCUACAUUAGUGUACGAAGUCAAAGAUGGCAAUGUAGACGGAGCCUUCAUGAUAAACCCUUAUUCUGGAGUCAUCACGAGCCAGAAGUCUCUUGAUUAUGAACACACUUCCUCUUACCAGCUCGUAGUGCAAGCCACAAACAUGGCAGGGAUGGCAUCAAAUGCCACUGUAAACAUCCAGAUAGUUGAUGAAAAUGACAACCCGCCUGUUUUUCUUUUUUCUCAAUACUUGGGCAGCAUCAGUGAAGCCGCACCUGUAAAUAGCAUUGUCCGGAGCGUGGGAAAUAAUCCUCUUGUGAUACGAGCCACGGAUGCCGAUAGUAAUCAAAAUGCACUGCUCGUCUACCAGAUUGUGGAGUCAACUGCCAAGAAUUAUUUUACAGUAGACUCUAGUACAGGUGCGAUUAGAACGAUUGCUGAUUUGGAUCACGAAACCAUCGCUCAUUUCUACUUCCACGUUCACGUUCGAGAUAGUGGCAAUCCCCAGCUUACUGCAGAAAGUCCCGUGGAAGUUACCAUUGAUGUAACGGAUGUCAACGAUAAUCCUCCAGUGUUCAGCCAGGCAAUGUUUGAAACCAUCUUGCUUCUACCAACUUACGUGGGAGUGGAGGUCCUUCAAGUCAAGGCCGUGGACCCAGAUUUAGAAGUCCCCUCUGAACUGACUUACAGCCUGAUUGAAGGGAACACAGAAUAUUUUCUCAUUGAUCCAAUUUCUGGGGUGCUGACCAUAAAAAACAACAGCCUUUCCAAAGACCAUUAUAUGCUGAUCGUGAAAGUGUCCGAUGGGAAAUUUUACAGUAGUGCUAUAGUGACAAUAAUGGUCAAGGAAGCCAUGGAUAGCGGUCUUCACUUCACUCAGAACCAUUAUUCUACAUCAAUCUUGGAGAACAGCACUAACGUCACCAAGGUAGCAGUGGUCAGUGCAAUUGGAAACCGUCUCAAUGAGCCCUUGAAGUAUAGUAUAUUAAACCCCGGGAACAAAUUCAAGAUCAAACCCACGUUAGGUCUUAUUCAAACUGUUGGCCUUCCGUUUGACAGAGAAGAACAGGAACUAUAUGAAUUGGUGGUAGAGGCUAGCCGCGAGCUGGACCAUCUACGGGUGGCCAGAGUGGUUGUCCGAAUUCUCAUUGAAGACAUCAACGACAAUGCUCCAGUGUUUGUUGGGCUUCCGUACUACGCUGCUGUUCAAGUUGAGGCUGAUCCUGGCACUCUGAUAUACAGAGUCAGGGCCAUUGAUAAAGACAAGGGUGCAAAUGGGGAUGUAUCUUACCUAUUGAAGGAGGACUACGGGCACUUUGAAAUCGACAGUCACAGUGGGAGCAUCACCUUGAAAGCACCCUUUAACUCCGACUUAUCUAAUAUAGAAUAUUUAAUUGUUGUCAUAGCUAAAGAUGGAGGUGACCCAUCACUCUCCGCUUCUGUGGAACUGCCCAUCACCAUUGUUAAUAAGGCCAUGCCCAUCUUUGACAAGCCCUUCUACACAGCCUCUGUCAAUGAAGACAUAGAUAUGAACACCCCGAUCCUGAGUAUCAAUGCUACCAGCCCAGAAGGUCAAGAUAUCAUUUACAUCAUAGUAGACGGGGAUCCUUAUAAUCAAUUCAACAUUGACUUUGACACAGGAGUCCUCAGUGUCAUCAGUCCAUUAGACUAUGAACUCAAUCCCAUUUUCAAGUUGACAGUGAGAGCCAGUGAUGCUCUUACUGGUGCCCGAGCUGAAGUUACAGUGGACUUAAUUAUCAAGGAUGUCAAUGACAAUGCUCCAAUUUUUGACCACUUUGCUUAUAACGCCACCUUAACCGAAGCCUCCUUGAUUGGGACUCCUGUCUUACAGGUCAUUGCUACCGAUGCAGAUUCCGACAAUAACAAAAUCAUUCAGUACCAGAUAGUCCAGGACACUUUCAAUAGCACGGAUUAUUUUCAUAUCGAUGGGACAAGCGGACUGAUCCUAACUGCCCGCUUGUUGGACCAUGAACUGAUGCAGCAGUGCAGCUUAAAAGUACGGGCCACCGAUAACGGAUUCCCACCUCUAAGCAGUGAAGUUCUAGUUAACAUCUACGUGACAGAUAUGAACGACAACCCUCCUAUUUUUAAUCAGUUGAUCUAUGAAUCUUACGUCAGUGAAUUAGCUCCUCGGGGUCAUUUUGUGACCUGUGUCCAGGCUUCUGAUGCAGACAGCUCCGAUUUUGACCGAUUGGAGUACAGUAUCUUGUCUGGAAAUGACCGUACCAGUUUUGUGAUGGAUACCAAGAGUGGCGUCAUCACGCUGUCAAAUCAUCGGAAGCAGAGAAUGGAGUCAAUGUACAGCUUGAACGUUUCUGUUUCUGAUGGUUUGUUCACCAGCACUGCUCAAGUCCAUAUCCAGAUUCUUGGAGCUAAUUUGUACAGCCCCGUAUUCACACAAAGUAUUUAUGUGGCAGAAGUCAGAGAAAACGCUGUCCCGGGAACCAGGGUGAUCCACGUAAAAGCAACCGAUGGAGAUUCGGGCAUCUACGGUCAGAUAAGUUACUCCAUCAUCAAUGAUUUCGCCAAAGACAGAUUUGUCAUUGACAACAAAGGGCAGAUCCUCACCACGGAGAAACUCGAUAGGGAGCUCCCUUUAGAAGGUGACAUCACCAUAUUUUUAAGAGCUCUCGAUGGUGGAGGGAGGAGCACGUUCUGCACGGUCCGAGUCAUAGUGGUGGAUGAGAACGACAAUGCCCCACAGUUCAUGACUGUGGAAUACAGAGCAAGUGUCAAAGCAGAUGUUGGGAAAGGCCACUUAGUCACCCAGGUCCAAGCUUUUGAUCCUGAUGAUGGUGCCAAUGCUAGGAUUGUCUACUCCCUGUAUAGUGAAGCCUCUGUUUCUGUGGCGGAUCUCCUGGAAAUUGACCCAGACAAUGGAUGGAUGGUAACCAAGGGGAAUUUCAACCAGCUAAAAAAUACGGUGCUAUCUUUUUUUGUCAAAGCUGUUGACGGCGGCAUUCCCAUACGGCAUUCCCUUAUCCCUGUGUACAUACACGUUUUACCUCCAGAAACCAUCUUGCCUUCGUUUUCUCAACCUCAGUAUUCUUUUACAGUAUCAGAAGAUGCCCUCAUCGGGAGUACAAUUGAUGCUCUCCACGUUUUGCCUAACCAAGGCGUCAUCUACAGCACGGUCAAUGGCGAAUUGACCGGAAACAACAAGGAUGGAGUUUUUAUUAUAGAGCAAGACACUGGCAUUAUAAAACUGGACAAGAGGCUGGAUCAUGAGGCAGACCCUGCCUUUCAUUUUAAAGUGGCUGCAACCCUACAGCUUGAUAAGGUGGACAUUGUGGUAGCCGUGGAUGUGGACAUUAAAGUUCUAGACAUUAACGACAACAAGCCUAUUUUUGAGGCAGCCAAGUACGACACGAUCGUGAUGGAGGGAAUGCCAAUAGGGACUAAACUUGUACAAGUCAAAGCAACCGACGCAGAUUCCGGGGCCAACGGGCAAGUCACCUAUUCUCUCUUAACAGAACUGGAUAUUGACCGGAUCUCGGAGGUGUUCACUAUUGACAGCAACAGUGGCUGGAUCAGCACCUUGAAAGAUUUAGACCAUGAGACGGAUCCCACAUUUGCCUUCACGGUGGUUUCUUCUGACCUGGGAGAAGCCCUGUCCCUCUCCUCAACUACCUUAAUCUCGGUCACCGUGACUGACAUCAACGACAAUGCUCCCGUAUUCCAGCAGGAGAUGUACAGGGGGACUGUGAAGGAGAGUGACCCACCGGGAGAAGUCGUGGCUGUCCUUAGCACUUGGGAUGAAGAUACCUCUGACAUCAACCACCAAAUUAGCUACCAUAUUACAGGAGGAAACCCCAAAGGGAAGUUUGCUCUUGGCCUGGUUCAGAACGAAUGGAAGGUGUACGUCAAGAGACCUCUGGAUCGAGAAGAGCAGGAUGUCUACCUGCUGAACAUAACAGCCACGGAUGGACUGUUUGUAACCCAGAGUGCGGUGGAAGUGACCGUCACCGAUGUUAAUGACAACAGCCCCGUCUGUGAUCAGGUUACAUAUAUGGCAAUAUUUCCCGAGGACAUCCCUCCCAACAAAAUCAUCCUUAAAAUGGGUGCGCAUGAUGUAGACAUUGGAUCCAAUGGCGAAAUUCGCUAUUCUUUAUAUGGCUCAGGAAACGGCAAGUUUCUUUUGGAUCCUGAAAACGGGGAGCUCAAAACCUUAGCUCCGUUAGACCGUGAAAGGACCCCUGUCUACAAUCUGAUCGCCCAGGCAACUGAUGGGGGAGGGAAGUUCUGCCAGUCAAAACUCCAUCUAAUAUUGGAAGAUGUCAAUGAUAAUCCUCCACUGUUUUCUUCUGAGCACUACACUGCCUGCGUCUAUGAGAACACCGCCACCAAAGCCUUAUUGACAAGAGUUCAAGCCAAUGACCCUGACGUAGGGGUGAACCGAAAGAUUGUGUACUCCCUGGCCGAUUCUUCAGAAACUUUCUUCUCUGUGGACAUGUCUUCAGGGAUCAUCAUUUUGGAACAUCCUCUGGACCGGGAACUUCAGUCUUCCUAUAAUGUCACCAUUAAAGCUUCCGACCAGGGCAUUGUGCAGACACUGUCCUCGUUUGCCACCGUUACAAUUACCGUCCUGGACAUUAAUGACAACCCUCCUGUCUUUGAGAGGAGAGAUUACCUGGUUGAAGUGCCCGAGGAUACCUCCCCUAAUGCCGGGAUACUUUCUGUGUUUGCGACCAGCAAAGACAUUGGGACAAAUGCGGAGAUCACCUACCUCAUCAGAUCGGGCAACGAAAAAGGAAAAUUCCAGAUCGAUUCCAAAACAGGGUCCAUAUCUGUAAUUGAAGCUUUGGACUAUGAAAUGUGUAAGGACUUCUUCCUGGUCAUUGAAGCUAAAGAUGGGGGCAGCCCAGCUCUGAGUGCUGUGACAACAGUGAAUAUAAAUGUGACAGACGUUAAUGAUAACCCACCAAGAUUUAGCCAAGAUGUCUAUAGUGCAGUCAUCAGUGAAGACGCAUCAGUUGGUGACUCGUUAGUAAUGUUGAUAGCCGAAGAUGUGGACAGUCCUCCCAAUGGACUGAUUUCUUUCUCCAUUAUCAGCGGAGACCAAAACAAUGAAUUUUCAAUUGAUCCUGGCUUGGGACUGAUUAAAGUUAAAAAGAGAUUGGACCGAGAACGGGUUUCAGGAUAUUCAUUAGUUGUGCAGGCUCAAGACAGCGGUAACCCUCCUUUGACGGCCACCGUGACGGUCAAUGUUGACAUUUCUGAUGUGAACGAUAACAGUCCCGUGUUUACACCUGCCAAUUAUACAGCUGUGAUUCAGGAAAACAAACCAGUGGGAACCAGUAUUCUGCAAUUGGUGGUAACGGAUAAAGACUCCCUGCACAAUGGCCCGCCUUUCACCUUCGCCAUCCUGGCUGGAAACGAAGAGAAAGAAUUCAUACUUGACCAGCAAGGCAUCUUGCGAUCCGCUGUCAUCUUCAAACGCAUGGUAGCCACUGAAUAUGUGCUGUGUAUUCAGGCCAAGGAUUCAGGGAAGCCUCAACAGGUUUCCCAUACCUUCAUUCAGAUCCGGGUGAUCGAAGAAAGCAUCCACAAGCCCACAGCCAUUCCCCUGGAGAUUUUUAUCGUGACUAUGGAAGACGACUUCCCGGGAGGCGUCAUCGGAAAGAUCCAUGCGACAGACCAAGAUGUCUACGAUGUCCUCACCUACGGCCUGAAGUCAGAGCAGAAAAGUUUGUUCAAGGUCAACAACCACGACGGAAAGAUCAUUGCCCUCGGAGGGUUAGACAGCGGGAAGUAUAUCCUGAAUGUGUCUGUCAGCGAUGGGCGCUUCCAGGUCCCCAUGGACGUGACGGUCAACGUCGAGCAGUUGGCCCAGGAGAUGUUGCAGAACACCGUCACCAUCCGCUUUGAGAACAUCUCCCCGGAGGAUUUUGUGGGUCUUCACAUGCACGGCUUCAGGCGCACCCUGCGCAACGCUGUCCUCACCCAAAAGCAAGAUAGCCUGCACAUCAUCAGUAUUCAGCCCGUGGCAGGUAGCAAUCAGCUUGACAUGCUCUUUGCGGUUCAGAUGCACGCCGGCGGCUUCUACAAGCCGGCCUACUUGAUUCAGAAGCUCACCAACGCAAGGCGACACUUGGAAAAUGUGAUUCGCAUCGCUGCCAUCCUUGAGAAGAAUUGCUCCGGGCUGGAUUGUCAGGAGCAGCAUUGCGAGCAAAACCUGUCUAUCGAUUCCCAUUCCCUGAUGACUUACAGCACCGCCCGGAUUAGUUUCGUGUGUCCACGGUUCUACCGCAACGUCCGCUGCUCUUGUGAUGGAGGAUUGUGCCCAGGCUCCAACGAUCCUUGCACAGAAAAGCCUUGCCCAGGAGAUAUGCAAUGUGUAGGCUACGAAAUCAACCAGAGGCUGUUCAUCUGCCAGUGUCCACCUGGAAAACUUGGAGAAUGCUCAGGACACACUUCCCUGAGCUUCGCUGGGAACAGUUACAUCAAAUACCGGGUUUCUGAAAAUAGCAAGAACGAAGAAUUCAAAUUGGGCCUCCGUCUGAGGACUCUGCAAAGCAACGGAAUUAUAAUGUACACCAGAGCAAAUCCCUGUAUAAUUCUGAAGGUUGUGGACGGUAAACUGUGGUUCCAGUUGGACUGUGGCGCUGGCCCGGGCAUCCUGGGAAUUUCGGGCAGGACUGUGAAUGAUGGGAGCUGGCAUUCCGUCUUCCUUGAGUUGAACCGGAACUUCACCAGCCUCUCGCUCGAUGAUAGCUACGUGGAGAGGCGCAAAGCUCCCCUUUAUUUCCAGACCCUGAGCACUGAUAGCUCCGUUUAUUUCGGAGCCCAGGUCCAGGUGGACAACGUCCGAAGCUUAACAGACAAGAGAUCCACCCAGGUCUUGAGCGGCUUCCAAGGCUGUUUGGAUUCCAUUAUUCUCAAUAACAACGAGUUGCCUCUCCAGAACAAACGCAGCAGCUUUGCAGAGGUGGUGGGACUAACCGAGUUGAAGCUUGGCUGUGUGCUGUAUCCGGACCCCUGUGAACGUAACCCUUGUCAGAAUGGAGGAACCUGUAUCAGUGUGCCAUCUGGGGGUUACCAGUGCAGUUGCCUUUCUCAGUUCACUGGACGAAACUGUGAAUCGGAGAUCACCGCCUGCUUUCCAAAUCCUUGCCACAACGGGGGAUCCUGUGAUCCCAUAGGCAGCGCCUUCAUUUGCACCUGCAAGAGUGGAUUAACGGGAGUGACAUGCGAUGAAGACAUCAACGAGUGUGAACGAGAGGAAUGCGAGAACGGGGGCUCUUGUGUCAAUGUAUUCGGUUCCUUUCUGUGUAACUGCACUCCCGGAUACGUGGGCCAGCACUGUGGACUAAGGCCCGUGGUGGUCCCUAAUAUCCAAGCUGGCCAUUCUUAUGUGGGCAAAGAAGAAUUGAUCGGCAUCGCUGUUGUUCUUUUCAUCAUCUUUUUGUUGGUAGUCCUCUUCAUUGUCUUCCGCAAGAAAGUUUUCCGGAAGAAUUACUCUCGGAACAACAUUACUUUAGUCCAAGACCCCGCCACUGCUGCGCUGCUCCACAAAAGCAACGGCAUCCAGUUCAAGAACAUGAGGACCAGUGGCGACAGCCGCAAUAUCUACCAAGAAGUAGGACCUCCUCAGGUCCCAGUCAGGCCAAUGGCCUACACCCCUUGCUUCCAGAGUGAGUCUAGGAACAAUUUGGACAAGAUAGUUGACGGACAUGGGGUGGAACAUCAAGAGAUGACAACUUUCCACCCGGAAUCUCCUCGGAUCCUGACAGCAAGGAGGGGUGUUGUAGUGUGCAGUGUGGCCCCCAAUUUACCCGCUGUAUCUCCAUGCCGUUCUGAUUGUGACUCCAUCAGGAAGACCUGGGAAAACGGCAAUGAAAGCAAAGAACUUGACGAUAUGGAAGAAGUGACCUGUUUGUCGGGAAGCAAUAAAGGCAGUAAUUCAGAAGUUCAGUCCCUCAGCUCCUACCAGUCGGAUUCUGGUGAUGAUAAUGCUUCCAUUGUGACUGUCAUACAGCUUGUCAACAAUGUAGUUGACACAAUAGAAAACGAAGUCUCUGGUAUGGAUGAAGGACAGAACUGCAAUAGAGCUUAUCAUUGGGACACUUCUGACUGGAUGCCGAGUGCGCGUUUAUCUGACAUUGAGGAGGUGCCCCACUACGAGGCAGCCGAUGGCAGCUCAGCUCAUCAUGGGAGCACCAGGGAGCUUGAGACGGAUUACUACCUUGGUGGUUACGAUAUUGAUAGUGACUAUCCUCCACCGCAUGAGGAGGAGUUUUUAAACCAAGACCAAUUGCCCCCUCCCCUCCCAGAGGAUUACCCAGACCACUACGAAGCCCUCCCGCCCUCCCAGCCAAUCUCCAUGGCCAGCACGCUGAGCCCAGACUGCCAGAGGCGGCCACAGUUUCACCCGAGCCAAUAUCUCCCUCCUCACCAGUUCCCCAACGAGAUGGACAACGGUGGGACUCAGACUGGGAACGAAUUUAGUACUUUUGGCGUUGGCCCAGGACCAAAUACUGGCAACAGUGUGGCCAAGAAACCCUUGGCUUUACACAAUUCUCUGGACGCAUCCUCGUCUGAUGUUUCGAUGGGCUGUGGUUUCGAUGACUCUGAGAUUGCCAUGAGCGACUACGAAAGCAUCGAGGACUUCUCUCUCGAUCACCAUCAGAUUCACAUUCCUUUUGUGGAGAUCCAUCAGCAGACUCAAGUGUGAAGGAGCUGUUGUUCAUGGACUUCAUUGCUGUUGUUUGGUCCCGUUCAUAGCAUAACUCAACAACUCUUCUCUUUUGCGUCGUAAGUGUUCUACAUCUGGUGCAAGGUUGAGAUCCCAUCAUUUUCAGCCUGCCAAGAAGAUUGACGUUGUGCAUGCACAUUACAGGGUGAAAACUGCAGGUUGUCUCGGAAAAUCGGUACCCGAGGUUUCAUCCAUUAAUUAGUCUUUGGAGUUAGCAUUUACUGCUUAUUGCCAAAAGAAAGAUUUCCUGAAAAUGGUUUGAUGGCAGACUGACCCUUCCAUUUUGCAGCAUUGCGUUCUAAACCAUUUAAAACCCUGUAUCGGUUAAUCAAAGGAAAGGAUAGCUGGUAAUUUCCCUCCCUAAAACCUUUCUAAAUCAGUUCAUUCAGAAUUGCUGGUCCAUUAAAUGUAGUAUUUCUACAUUGCCCCAUUUGUUGGCUGAUUGUGUUGAAUGCACUCACUCAUAAACACAGCGUAAGCCAAUCGUCCUCAGCUUGAUACUUUCCCAGAGUAUUAAGCUGCACUUCCCAUAAUUGCUGAUCAGCAUGCUUCUUGGUCAUUCAGGCUAUGAAUAAUGGGUAUUGUAAUCCAAGACACCAAGAGGACGUCCAAUCAGGAGUGGUUCUAACUCAUGCCUACAGCUCUAAUUCUAAAAGAAACAGGGAAUUAAGAGUUACUUGGCCAUCAGGAUGAAGCAGAUCGUAGCUAUUAAGAUGGUCUCCUUGAUCCAACAAUGUAUGCCACUGAGCCAUCAGUCUUGCUGGCUGUCAUAUAAACAACAGUGUGUCAACGUGAAAUUUAACACCUAGAAAUUUCAUUCAUCUUUCAAUGCCAUAUACUCUGACCCAGUGGUGGGAUCCUGCCGGUUUAACAACCGGUUCGGUGAUCACGCGCUUUGCGCGCUUGUGCUAAUUUUCCGCGGGGGAGCAACACAGCUGAGGUAUGGCAAUCCGCUUUGCCACGUGAAUCAGCUGAGAAGAUAUAAGUCAGUAAAACGCAGAGGCGGGUGGGCCCACCUGAUCAUCAGAGCGAACCAGUUCACUCGAUCCGGUCCGAACCAGUAGAAUCCCACCCCUGCCCUGACCUUAAUUCAGGACUGACACUGCAGCCUUGGAUGGGUCAGGAAUAGAAAAAUGGAAUGGCCCUGGUGGAUGGAUUAGUUGUUUAUUUUUUAAUUUAUUUGUUGGGUUCCCUGUCCUCUUCUGAGCCUUGAUUCUUAGGAUACAUCAACAGCAAUUGUUUUCCCCAUUUAUCUUUAAAUUUACCAUUUACCCUACAGUCGGUAAUGACUAGCCGAGUAAUAUCCAUAGGUAGUCCUUUCCCCUUUUACCUUUAAAGAGUGCCAUUGUAGCUGUUGACUCCAUCACCACCAUGUAUUUUAGAGGUGUGGGGGAGAAAAAGAAACCCCCAGCCAGAUGAUCUUUUUCACAUGUUUUGAACACUGUUGCCACAUUCUUUUGUCUCACUUGGAAUUCAAGUUUCCAUCUUGCAUGGAAGAAAAUGCCAGGAGAAGAAAAUGCCAGCCUACCAGCACAACUGAAAGGAGAAAAUAAAUGAUUACUGGUGGAAGGGAAUUAUGGUUUACGGAUGUCCCGGCAGGUCUUUCGUGGGCUUCGUCUGCGGGGGUGGGAGGAGGGGGGGUUCAAAAAAAUCAAGAUGGGGGCUGCAACCAGUGUAACUUAAGGCUCAUUCACUUUUCAUGUGUGUGUUGCACAUAAUGACACACGAAAGAUGUGGCUUUGAUCAUCUCACAACAGGUUGCCUUCUUGAUUUUUGCAAACCACACGUCCCCUUUGCAAACACCCGAUUCUCAAUCAUAUCUUGUCUUUAUCAGUACUACGUUGAAUGAGUGCUUCCAUCCCCAAUUGAGAUAGAUUUUCUAACAAUUCUUUACACCAAGUGACAAAUUUUGUUUUUACUUGGUUUGAUAAGUUAAAUAUUUCUGGUGUCCUCACGCUAAUCAGCACUUAUUUCAGACUUGGAAGAUACCGGUUAAUAGAUCAUAUCAAGCCAAGUGAUUCAAUCAAAGGCCAUGCAAUAAACAAGGGAGCAGCUUUAUUUUACAAAGGUUAUCUAAAUUUUAUGUUGGAAGUCGAAUGAAUCUGUUGAUUACAACUCCCGUUGUAAAUCUUAAUUUUAUGUUGGAAAUCGAAUGAAUCUGUUGAUUACAACUCCCGUUUCAGGCUAUAAGAAUAUUGUAACUAAGGGUUAUGUUAUAAGAAAUGGUCUGGUUAGAAAAACGUGUAUAAAAAAUCAUUUUCGAGCCAAGACAAUACACUGCUGGUAUGAAUUUUCUGAAUAGUACUAACUUAACGUGUGCUUCCUGUUCAGUGAAUUUUUUUCCCCUCUUGGGCUUUGCUUCCAAAUAUGGUAGACAUUCUUUUAUAAUCCAUUUUUGUUAACCCUUCUUCAGCCUUUUAUGAACCCCUUUUCGAAAUGCUUUGGGAUGAAGAAAACAUGGUACUUGAACCUUGUGUACGGUGAGGAUGCUAAUGUAUGAAAUUGAAUGAGCUUAGUCAACAGAGAAACUAGCUGAUAUGUGGGUUGACCAUCUCAUGGCCAUGAAUGAGGGGUGUGUGUGUGUGUGUGUGUGCACGCGCACAUACACAGACACACAGAAGAGUUGACAUAAUCAACAUCUCCUCCAAUUGCUCAUGCUCAUAGCUAUUAUAUACAUUGGGGUUGCUUUGAAUGGAUACCAAAGUUACUACACAUUUGAAUUCUGGACAAUUGUUCGGUUGCACUUAUUUGUCCCCGCACAGACAUGCACAAACACACACACACACACAAAGUCAUUAUGAAGUAAUUCUUCCUGACUUUUAAAAGGAUUUUUCAAAUAAUACUUUUUUUUGGGGGGGGGGACAUUUAUUACUAUACCUGAACUUAAGUGAGAUACCAUUCCCCCCAUCCCCACUUUCUAGUAGUCUUCCGUAAAAAAAGAAUAAACUGAAAACCUUUGAUAGUUCAAAGUAAGGGGUGUUUUCCACUCUUCUCCUGGAUAACUUGCAUGUGUGAACGAGAAACCCCUAAAUGUUACGCUCUUCUUGUCUAGCCAGAUCCUAUGCAGUUAUCACUUUAUUCUUCUUCCUUUCCCCACCUCUCUUCCAGCAGCUGGCUGCUCACUGCCCCAAUGUAGUUGUCCCACUUAUUCCGGAGCAUAAUCUGCAUUGCUAACUAAUCUCAGAAUGAAUUGCCCAUUGAUACAUUCCACUGGGUUUACUUUCAGAUUCUCUGGUAAUCUGCUAUUAAAUUUUAGCUUUGCAUAGGUAAAAAGCAUCUUAGACAAGCGAGCUAAAUAUAUUGGCCAGACUCCAGAUGUUUUUAAGCACCCGCAGUUCAGCACAAUUAGUAAGCAUGCACACUUUCUCUGCCAACAUGUUUUCUUUUCCCCCCUUACUUUCUUUUUACCAUGAAUCACCCUGAUUUUUCCUGUCUUUAUCCCAAUAGCAACUCCUUUGUCAAUUGGUGUUGAUGACAUGGGGCAAAAGAUUAGUAGUAAGUAAGCCGUACAUGAUUAAAUGGCAUUGAAGCCAACUGGGGCUUCAAAUCGUCUUCGCGCAGCCACUCUACACAUAGGAUAAUUACAACCGAUUCAGUGAUUCAAAGAUGGGGAAAUACAUAUUCCUGAUUGCUCCUAUACAUAAACUAGUUCAGCAUAUCAUAAAUGAAAAGAGCCCUGUAGCCAAUUUUUAUUUUUUUACUUUUUCAGUAGGAUGCUUUUCAGGGAAUACAUAUUUGGUUUAAUUUGGAAGAGAUUUAAGAAAAAUAUCUCCUCUCCAGCAACAAGAAUUGGGACAUUUCAGAACUAUCUAACUCUAACUAAUGUGUAGCCUUUGGUGAGUUAAUCAGGAAAUUAAAGAUGACCGCUUCAGUCUCUUAGAAGCGUCCACUAUCUUUAAUUUUUCUUGAUGUCCCUAUGCUCUACUGGCCCCCAGGCAGCCAUGGACAGCUCCAUUGCUUUUGAUAUGACUCAGGUUUUGUUCUAUGCAAAGGGGUCUUAUUCCUCCUACCGGUAGUACACAAGAUGGCAGGCUGAAGUUCACAGGAAUAAGUGUUUUCCUAAAAAUAAUAAUAAUAAUUCCACAUGAUAAAGCUAUAUAUCUCAAGCCAAAAGGCCCAGACUCAGCAUUUUCUCUUUGCUUCCUAUUUACGAGAUGGUAAGAAUGUCUAUAUCAUGUGAGCCAUAUCGCGCUUGAAGAAGUACUGCCCAGAGGCAGUAUUAGUUAUGUAAAUACUUGGUACACACAGAUAGGACCUGUCAUUGCAGUUGCAUACAAAAUGAGGGAAACUCUUUGACUUCCACAUUCUAAUGUUGAUAGCAAAGCGAUUUACUGCUUUUAUUUAGCGUGUCUUUCACAAGCAAAAGGUAAAUAAUUUUGAUAUCGCCGCAGAGAAAUCUUCCCAGAAUUUUGAUGGGCCGUUUUAGCUGAACUGCAUCUUUCAAAGUCAUUCCAUAUAAUUUGGGAGUGGAAAAAAGAUUUGUUCAAGAUUAUGCAAACAUUGGAUUUUGGCAGUUUCCUUUUUUUGCUCAUUGCAUCUCUCCAAUAGUAAAAUCCAUAGUAAGUUUAUCUACGAAAGAUCAUUAUUUCAAGGCUAUGCACCAAACAGAAGAGCGCUGUACAUUUUUAUUUUAUUUCAUUUAGAGAGAAAAGGAGAGGCAGUGGGAUGUAAGUAACCGUUUCAUCUUUUUUUUUUUUUAAAGAGCAAUAAUUUACAAAUGUAUUACAGGCCAUAACCAAACUUCACCACUGGCAGUGUUAAAGAGAAUAAUUGAACUGGAUCGUGGGAAUUCAAGGCCUCACUUUAACAUAGCUUAAGCAUAUCAUUGAAUUCUUACCAGAACAAUUUCUCAAACCCAGGAUAACUGCUUUUUCAGGAAGUUUAUUUGGGGAGGGGGGGGGGAACCAAUCUUAAAUUCUCCUUGAAGCACUGUAUAAGAAAAAAUAAGUGUGUGUAAAUUUUACCUGUCGCAAGCAGGCUGGUUUGUAAAAGAUGUACGUUUUUGGUGUUAAAAGGUUUAUAAAAUAAUGUAUAUAAUAAUUUUGAAAUUACUGGGCUUUUGUAGAUAUUCAAUGCCAAUCAGGUUCGCUUUGCAUUUUUUGUUACUUGUCUUCAUUUGUGUAAAGUCAUCCGUGUCAGGUUAAUCAUCUAAAACAUUUCUUAUAAAACGAAAAUCACGUCUUAGUUGCUGAAGGGGACUUCAGUUUUCAUUUGGAUCAGCCGUUUUCGGUUAACUUCUGUUUCUAUGAAACUGCUUCCUGGUUAUUGUUUUUUUUAAUGGUUUCUUGUGCAAAUGCAAUCACGUUUUCUAAUGACA